Messenger RNA from Phragmites australis (common reed), 984 nucleotides. Its product is annotated as ethylene-responsive transcription factor LEP-like. Gene Ontology annotation, molecular function: DNA binding; DNA-binding transcription factor activity. NCBI's taxonomy places the organism in Eukaryota, Viridiplantae, Streptophyta, Magnoliopsida, Poales, Poaceae. The coding region runs from base 54 to 773 and encodes 239 amino acids. The transcript has a single exon. The record is from RefSeq and is a predicted model, not a curated record. Gene Ontology annotation, biological process: regulation of DNA-templated transcription.
GCAUCAUCACCAACGACCACAACUAACCAUCUCUCUCUCUCGGUUGAGCAAGUAUGGACUUCUCCUACUUUAGCUUCUCCUCGUCCUCGGAGAAGAAGUCCUCGAAACGCCGGCAGCAGCAGCAGCAGCAGCAGCAGCAGCAGCAGCAGCGCAAUGGCAACGCAACGAGGUACCUCGGGGUGCGCCAGCGGCCGUGGGGCCGGUACGCGGCGGAGAUCCGGGACCCCGCCACCAAGGAGCGGCACUGGCUCGGCACGUUCGACACGGCGGAGGAGGCCGCAAUCGCCUACGACCGCGCCGCUCGCAACCUCCGCGGCGCCAGCGCCCGCACCAACUUCGCCUACCCCGACCUGCCGCCGGGCUCCUCCGUCACCCCCUACCUCUCCCCCGACCUCUCCGCCGACCAGCUCCAGCACUACUACGACGCCAACCCCGCCCCCGCCGCUCAGACAACGCCGGCCGAUCAGGCCGCUCAUUUCGGCGCCGGCAACCAAGGCCACCACGUCCCGGCGAUGUCGUCCUACGGCACCGUCGACGCUUCAAUGACCUACGGCUGGAAUGCUGAGAUGGAUAUGUUCGACGGCGGCGACAGGGCGUUGUGCGACGCGUCGGAGCUGGAGUUUGGUGGGUACGAUGAGUCGGCGGCCAACUCGUCGCACGGGAUGUACUUCGAGGAGGGGUACGUGCACAGCCCGCUGUUCUCCCCGAUGCCGGCCGCCGACGAGGUCGACGGGUUCCAGCUCGGCGGGUCGUCAACUUCGUAUUACUAUUGAUGUCGUCCACGUCGCCGUCGCCCGUCGGAGGGGACUGCAUAUAACUCUCCGGCGUGGUGAGUUAAUUUGUGUGCCUGGUGUGCUUAAUUAGCUAGCUGUUUGACUUGCCGUGUAUUUUAAUCUCCGGUGUUCGUCGUGAGUCGAUGGGCCCAAUCGUUUGUUUUGGUGAUGCCCUGCAGUUUGGGCUUGUUUAUUUGGUACCAUGUGUAAA